AUGGCGUCCGAAAACCUACCUAGUGACGUGGAGAAGAGCAGCGGCCCUGUGGCCGAGGAACAUGAGGGGAAGCAUUUGAAGAAUGCCGCCGUCAAUACAGUCCUCACCUCUUCCGCACCCGAGCGAAAACUAGUAUGGCGGCAGGACAAGCGCAUCGUACCCUUGUCGGCGGGCAUUUAUUUUCUGUGCUAUUUAGAUCGCUCUAAUAUCGGCAACGCUAAGGUCCUCAACUCCAGCACCAAGAAUGACAUGCAGAGCGAGACCGGGGCGUCUGACUACCAAUUCAACGUCGCGCUUAUGAUCUUUCUAAUUGGUUAUUUCUUGUUCGAAGUUCCAUCCAACAUUUUAUUGAAGAAACUUCGCCCAUCGAGAUGGCUUGCUUUCCUGAUGUUUUCUUGGGGUGUCAUCACGAUUGGUAUGGGUGGCAUUAAAAACUAUGGUCAAAUGACUGGUGUUCGUUUUCUGUUGGGCGCAUUUGAAGCUGGCCUCUUCCCCGGUUUGGUGUAUUACCUGACAUUCUGGUAUAAAACCGACGAACGUAGUGUACGAGUAGCCUUCAUCCUAGCUAGCGCCACACUUGCCGGAGCUUUCGGCGGAGCAAUCGCUUAUGGAGUCGGCCAUAUGAAUCGAACGCGCGAUCUUUCUGCUUGGAGAUGGCUAUUCAUGCUUGAGGGAAUCCCAUCAUGCCUGUCAGGUAUUCUCGUAUGGUUCUUCUUGCCUGACUGGCCUGAGAGUGCCCACUGGCUUUCGGAAUCCGAGAAAGAUCUAGCGGCACAGCGGUUAUAUCACGAAGGCGCUAAAGGUUCGGCUGCAUCCAUAACGCGGGAAGACGUCAAGGCCACUCUUACCGAUUGGCGUCUUUAUGGACACUAUGCUAUUUACUUCGCCGUAUCUUUACCCUUCAGCUCACUUUCGCUCUUCUCUCCCACGAUCGUCUCCGGUCUCGGUUACCAUGACUUGGAAGCGCAGCUGUUGACAGUUCCUCCGUGGGCUGUUGCUUAUGUUGCUCAAAUUCUUGUAUCAUGGUCCGCCGACCACUUCAAUGCUCGAGGCUAUCACUGCGCAGGUGCCGCUGUAGUCGGUGCUGCAGCCUUCUUGGCCUCCGCCGUACUACCAGGCGAUGAUUAUAAGGGCCGCUAUGCCUGCUUAGUUAUCGGGACAGCGGGAGCAUUCGCUUGCAUUCCACCUAUGUUAGGUUGGCUCACUUCAAAUAUGUGGAGCACGGCGUCCAUUGGUCUAGCUGUGGCGCUCAACGUCAGUAUUGGCGCUGGACUCGGGCAGAUCCCGGGUGUCUGGAUAUACAAGGCGAGUGAAGCGAAGAGGGGCUACCCGACUGGGCACGGUGUGAAUUGCGCCAUGCUCUUCGUUGUAGCUAUUGGUGCUAUCGGGCUGAGGUACUACUACGGGCGGAAGAACCGAGCUCUACUAAAUGCAGCUUCCGACGGGAUUGCACCAAGAUUGUACAAGCUCUGA
Molecule: messenger RNA, 1473 nt
Organism: Hypoxylon trugodes
Lineage: Eukaryota; Fungi; Ascomycota; Sordariomycetes; Xylariales; Hypoxylaceae
Product: MFS general substrate transporter
Exons: 4
Coding region: 1-1473 (490 amino acids)
Biological process (GO): transmembrane transport
Cellular component (GO): membrane
Molecular function (GO): transmembrane transporter activity
Source: RefSeq, a predicted model, not a curated record